AUACCAAACGCUUUCUCUUCGCCACUUCACCUCAAAACAACACUAACAAACAUAGUUAGCUAGCUUCUUCUAUUAGCAGCAAUGGCUAUUAAGUUGUCUUUAAUUAUCUUUACUUCUCUUCUGCUUAUCCAUAGCUGCAUUGCUAGGCAAAAUGGCUUGCGGGAGCAGCAAGAGUGCAACUUCGAGCGCAUCAAUGCUCUGCAACCUAGUUCCAGUAUUGAGUCAGAAGGGGGCAGAACCGAGUUCUUUAACCCUGAUCAGAAGCAGUUCAGGUGCGCUGGUGUGGCGUUCCUCAAACACACCAUCCGCCAAAAAGGCCUCUUUGUGCCCUCUUACACAAAUUCUGUACUCAUGGUCUUUGUUGAACAAGGCAGGGGAUUUUAUGGACUUGUGAUUCCGGGUUGUGCUGAGACGUUCCAGUCACCUCAGGACCAGAGGGGCGAUAGACCGAGAGAUAGGCAUCAGAGGGUGCACAGGUUCAAAAAAGGUGACAUGCUUAUUAUUCCAGCUGGAGUUGCUCACUGGAUUUACAACAAUGGUGAUCAGGAUGUCCAGCUUGUGGUGAUGUUCGACACCACCAACAGAGUGAAUCAGCUUGACAGCAUUCCUCAGAGAUUCUUUGUAUUAGGGAACCCGCAAGGACAGAAACAACAAGGACAGCAAGAACAGCCACUAAUUCAACAAUUCCAAGGGGAUAGUGUUCUCAAGGCCUUUGACGCGGAGAGUUUGGUGAAUGCAUUCAAGGUGAACAGUGAAAUGGGAAGGAAGCUUAACGGGGAGAAUGUGAAACAAGGCCACAUCAUCAUCGUCGAAAAGGAGCUUCAAUUAGAAAUACCUGACAGACAACAUCAAGAAGGCGAAGAAGAGGAAAGGCAACAAGAACAAGAACAAGGACAAGGCAAAGGGCGAGGGAAUGGCAUUGAAGAAACCAGCUGCUCCGUCAGAAUCAGGACCAACCUUGACAACAUAGACCGCGCUGAUUUCUACAAUCCACAAGCCGGACAUCUCAUCUCCCUCAACAGCCACCAUCUCCCCAUCCUCGCAGACGUCAGACUUAGUGCUGAAAGAGGCCAUCUCCGCAAGCAUGCUAUACUGGCACCCCACUGGGUCUUGAAUGCGCACAGCAUCAUCUACGCGACAAAUGGAGAAGCAAGAAUCCAGAUUGUAAACAACCAAGGGCAACAAGUAUUUAACGAGCGCCUCCAGAAAGGACAACUAGUGCUAGUGCCUCAGAAUUUCGCGGUGAUGAUCCAAGCAGGAAGCCAGGGAUUCAGAUGGGUGUCGUUCAAGACCAAUGACAAUGCGAUGAUUACUCCAAUUGCAGGCAGGGGCUCAGUGUUCCGGGGACUACCAGUGAGUGUGUUGGCCAAUAUUCUGCAAAUUUCUGAAGAGCAAGCAUCGAAUCUGAAAUACAGCAAUGCUGAGACCAUGUUGUUCGUCCCGCAACGUCAACCCCGGGCUGAGAACUUCGUCAGAAUGCUUGUUUAAAGAUGUUAGGAUCAAAUAAUUGCUAAACUAUAUCAUGCAUGAUUCAUGGCAUGGUACUUUUCAGUUUUGAAUAAAGUUAUAAGCGUUCUGCAGGCGUUUGUAAUACUAAUUGGUUAAUGAGAUCAGUGCCGUUCGACCAUAAGAUUUUCAUA
Molecule: messenger RNA, 1640 nt
Organism: Daucus carota subsp. sativus
Lineage: Eukaryota; Viridiplantae; Streptophyta; Magnoliopsida; Apiales; Apiaceae
Product: 11S globulin seed storage protein Ana o 2.0101
Exons: 4
Coding region: 82-1488 (468 amino acids)
Molecular function (GO): nutrient reservoir activity
Source: RefSeq, a predicted model, not a curated record